Molecule: messenger RNA, 2939 nt
Organism: Lytechinus pictus (painted urchin)
Lineage: Eukaryota; Metazoa; Echinodermata; Echinoidea; Temnopleuroida; Toxopneustidae
Exons: 3
Coding region: 432-1367 (311 amino acids)
Molecular function (GO): hydrolase activity
Source: RefSeq, a predicted model, not a curated record
UGAAUUAUGAUUGGAUCAUUCCUCUUGGUGCACGCACUGAACACGUUCCUCGUGACAAGAGCGUAUUUGAACCCGAGAAAUAUGUUCGCUGUUUCCUAAUCUUCAAAACCAGCAAAUACCAUGAAUGUUAUUCCCUCAUUCAUUGAUGGUAGCAGCUAAAUAUUUGUGGUUAUUUUAAGAAUGGAAGGGUUAUUUUUAUAUCACUGACUUUGUUUGACAGGUCUUGUUCCACUCUGCCCACCGACGAGAACGGAUCCGCAAUCGCAAGACUCUCUUACUGGAGAGAGAGCCGGCGUUGCUUUAGCCCCAUUCCCAUUCCAGACUCCAAGACCACACCCUUUACUUCAAACGGAAUUGAAAACCCAAUUUCACAUCAGCUGUCAUCAUUGUUACUAUCCCAUCCCUUAUUCUUCGUAAUCAUUGACGUCGCCAUGGCACGCAUCUUCGCUAUUUCCGACCUCCAUGUCGAUCACCCAGAAAAUCUCCGGUGGCUGGAGGAACUUCCGUUCCAUCUCUACGAGAACGACAUCAUCUUGGUGGCAGGUGACGUCACAGACAAGCUUCCUCUUCUUAAGUCAACCCUCAUCACCCUCACCAAGAAGUUCAAGACGGUCUACUUCGUACCAGGCAACCACGAGCUUUGGGUCAAAGACAGGAAUAUCAUGAACAAUUGCAUGAACUCGGUGGACAAAUUUGAUCGAAUCCUCGACCUGUGCGAGACCAUCGGAGUCCGGACUGACCCGGGAAAAGAGGUCGUUGCGGACGGUGAAUCGGUGUGGAUAGUCCCGUUAUUUUCAUGGUAUGCAACACCAGAAGACGACAAACAAGACUCUCUUCACAUCCACGCCAGCCAUCUCCGCGAAGACGUCAAGCUCUGCAACCAACUGUGGAUGGACAACCACAACUGCGCCUGGCCUAAGGACCUCGGUAUGCCCCGGGCCAAGUUCUUCUGCAAGCUCAAUCACGCGCGAACGCAGACCAUCUACGACGCACCGGUCAUCACGUUCAGCCACUUCUUGCCGCGUAAGGAACUGGUGAAGUCCUCCAUCGCAGAUGAUCGUUGCAUCGUCCACGAGCGACGCCAUCUUGGAAAGCCGUUGCUGCUGCCCAAGAGGCAGGGGUCGAUGAAAGGUUUCAACUUCACCCGUUAUGCGGGCUGCCAAGGACUUGACACCCAGGUAAGGACAGUGGGCUCGAUUCUCCACGUCUACGGACAUCAGCAUCGUAAUCGAGACCGUGUCAUUGACGGCGUACGGUACGUGUCGCACUGCCUGGGCUACAAAAAGGAGCGCGAAGAGGGAUUCACUUAUGGCAUCAGAGAAUGGAACGGCCCCAAGCAGGUCUACCCACAAGUCCAUAAAUCCUAGCUUAACAUAUAAUUUACUGCAAUGGUUACCUCGUAUUAACAAUACAAUAGAAUAUAAACAUUGCGAGAAGCCUUUUGAACUGCAUUUUGUAGGGGGGGGGGGCAAGUUCUGAAAUCAUAUCACUAAGCAUCAUGUAGGCCUAUAUACAGUAUACUGUUUUAAUCUACUGACAGGUUUUUUUUUCAAUUUACUUUUGUGGCGUUGCCCCGAUAAGCCAUCCCUCGAAAUAAUUAAGGCUGUAGCAGGCCUAAAAUUAAGUAACGUAUAUUGUCUUUCAAUUUAUUAUUAAGUGAUUGCUCUUGUUCAACUUUUAGACAUGCGGCUGAAUAAAGAAUAUUUUGAAAAGGUGAAGUAUCAAAUUAUGUGCUUACUUUCGCACUUUUUCCUCGAAUUGUGUUUUCUUUCCACCUGCUGAUUUCGCCUUGUUCCUAUUUUUACCCUUUUUCAACUUCUAAUUGUUGUUGUUAAUGCUUUCCUUUGCUAAAAGGGGCCAUUUCCCCUUUGCUUCUCGUAUUCUUUUGUUUGUUAUCUUCUUGUUUUUCCAUUGAUGUUCCUCAUGAUGUACUUGAUGAUUUAGUUAUCGUCAUCAUUAUGGUAAUCAUUUCAACCGGAAAGGAAAGGAUAGGAUUAAUCAUUAUCACCAUGUUCAUUGUUAGACUGCUGGGCAAACCAUUCACUCGAGUUAAGGGUCUGAAUGUGCAGCCUACUCAUGCCUUGUGUACUGAAGGCCCUCUCGCUCAGGUUUGGUAUGUACUAGUCUUUGCGUGGAGGCACACUUGUUGAUCAAAGUUCCAAUCAUGGUCUGUGCCUGCAGACUAGUUCAUUGUCACCAACGAAGUCAUCAUCACCAUCAUCAUCAUCAUCAUCAUCAUCAUCACCAUCAUCAACAUUCAUCAUUUACAUAUUCACCAUCGAUAUCAUCAACGUUAUAUUUUUCGUCCUGUACGCCUAUUUAUUUUUGUUCUAGCUCUCCAUACCACUCUUGUUCUUCUAUUUUUUCAUUAAUGAAAUUUUGUUUUGUUUUGGCUUCAUUGAAUUCUGAUUAAACUGGUUAUGACCAAUCGAUUAUUAAAACUAUAAAGAUAAUAUUGAAACCCAAUGUCUGCAAUAUUCCUUGCAAUAACUCAUGGGAAGUAAACAAUUCCGCAUGACCACAUAGACAAAAUGUUAACUACUGGCAAUUUCAAACUUCACAUUUAUUACAAAUUAACUCAACUUUCUCUAUUUCAAAAGAGUAGACGUAUUCGCAGUUUGAGAUAGUGGAAUAUCUUCUGUAAUGAUUGUAUAUACUUUUUGUAAUAUAAAGUAUUAUCUGUGUACAAAGAAUAGGGGCCCGUUUCAUGAAGAGUUACAACUGUUGUAAAUUUGCCAUUAAGGCAACAGGGCUCAGCAGUCAAUCAAAAUCAACACUGCCAUGGUAGUUGUCAUAAUGGCAUAGAUACAACAGUUGUAGCUCUUUCUGAAACGGGCCAUAGAUGUAAAGUUAUUAAUUUAAAUCAUUUCAAGUUGCAUUCAGACUGUAUGUUGUAAAUAUUCAAAUUGCCGAAAUUGAAAUAAAAUAUGUGAAAUAUA